AGUGUUUUUGAGUCACUUGUGAAAAAUCAGUCAUCGUGAGCAGUUCGACUAAGAAAAACUCCGCUAGCAAGCAAAGCAAAACCACUUAUCAAACAAAAACAAAUAACAGCUGGGCAGCAACGCGAAGCGCGUGUGCAAAAAGAAACGAGAAAACAUACACAAAAAAAGCACAAGAUAUAGAGAUACACAAAAAAAGAAGCAGCGGAAAAUUUUGGGGCCCAAACAAAGCCGAAGCUUUUACGUCGAGCGGUAUAUACAAAUACAAGAAAUUCCCAAAAAUCACAACGUGUUCGCCGGUCAAGAUGAGCGGUUCCGUUUUGAGUUUGGCGCGUCCUGCAGCAGCCACAAAUGGCCACCAUCUUCUAGCCAAACAGAUAAAUUGCAAUGGCAAUGGCACCUCGGGAGGAGCGGCCAAAACCACUGUGGCCUCGGCCAUAACACCACCCAAACAGCCCCAAUUGGCGGCCAAGGUCAUCCAGCAGUCGCAGAUCGUCUGUUUCGAUGUGGAUUCCACGGUGAUUUGUGAGGAAGGCAUCGACGAGCUGGCCGAAUAUUGCGGCAAGGGAAGCGAGGUGGCACGUGUCACAAAGGAGGCGAUGGGUGGCGCCAUGACCUUUCAGGAUGCCCUCAAAAUAAGAUUGAAUAUCAUACGGCCCACUCAACAGCAAGUAAGGGAUUUUAUCCAUGAACGACCCAGUACACUGAGCAAAAAUGUGAAGCGUUUCGUGGCCCACUUAAAGGCGGAGGGCAAGCAGGUGUACUUGAUCUCCGGCGGAUUCGAUUGCCUCAUAGCUCCAGUGGCCAACGAACUGGGAAUUCCCCUCAACAAUGUCUAUGCCAACAAGAUGCUGUUCGAUUAUUUGGGCGAAUACGAUAGCUUUGACAUUACUCAGCCCACUUCGCGUUCCGGAGGAAAAGCAGAAGCCAUCGCCCUGAUAAAGAAGGAGAAUAGUGAGGGUUCUAUCAUCACAAUGAUCGGCGAUGGAGCCACCGAUCUGGAGGCCGUGCCGCCAGCCAACUAUUUUAUUGGUUUUGGUGGCAAUGUCGUUCGACCAGAGGUCUAUCGCCGGGCCCAGUAUUACGUAACGGACUUUGAGCAGCUGAUGGGGCAAUGAGAUAUAACGACAGCGGUGGAGUGGCGAAUUUAGUAUUUGAAAUCAACGUGUUAUAGCUCUUAGUGAUGCACAUGCUAUAGUCAAAGUAUGAGAAUGUGUAUAAUAUAUGUACUAUAGUUUGUAAUUAAAUAACAAUAAAAAGCGAUAGUAAAAAUAAUGGAAAACGAAUGAGUGAAAUCGCACGAGGUGAAUUUGUUACAGAAAAUGUUAGCCGUGCGCUGUUAAUGACGCAGCACAAGUUGUAAAAAUACAGGGUGUGCCAUAAUCUAAGCAAUUUUUAUCGUAAAAACAAAAUUUAAGUUUUUAAGAAUUAGCAAAUAUUUAGAAUGAAAAAAUUUCAAGCAAAUAAAAUAUAUAUAAAAUAGUUUUAUUGUUUUUUGGUGAAUGAAGUAUUGUUUUUUAUUUAAAGGGAUUAAAAAAAUUAAAAAAGUUUUUAAAGAACUAUCAAAAAAGUUUUAUUUCGAUUUUAAAUGUUUCAUUUAAAAAUGUUAGUGUUAUGGCAACACAACAAAUAAGUCAUAAAAUAGAACAAAAUAAAAAAGGUUACAUGUAGAAAAAAAAAA
Molecule: messenger RNA, 1678 nt
Organism: Drosophila gunungcola (fruit fly)
Lineage: Eukaryota; Metazoa; Arthropoda; Insecta; Diptera; Drosophilidae
Gene: aay
Product: phosphoserine phosphatase
Biological process (GO): dephosphorylation; L-serine biosynthetic process
Cellular component (GO): cytoplasm
Molecular function (GO): magnesium ion binding; L-phosphoserine phosphatase activity
Source: RefSeq, a predicted model, not a curated record